Messenger RNA from Erpetoichthys calabaricus (reedfish), 1839 nucleotides. RefSeq names its product gastrula zinc finger protein XlCGF57.1-like. Gene Ontology annotation, cellular component: nucleus. Gene Ontology annotation, biological process: regulation of transcription by RNA polymerase II. The record is from RefSeq and is a predicted model, not a curated record. Lineage: Eukaryota; Metazoa; Chordata; Cladistia; Polypteriformes; Polypteridae. The coding region runs from base 535 to 1821 and encodes 428 amino acids. Gene Ontology annotation, molecular function: RNA polymerase II cis-regulatory region sequence-specific DNA binding; DNA-binding transcription activator activity, RNA polymerase II-specific. The transcript is spliced from 3 exons.
UUAGUAUUCCACAGACCCAAGCAGCAUUACGCUACACCAACUGACCUUUUGUUGGUGAACAUUUAAUAAAUUUAUCCCAGCGCACUUAGUAUUGCCACGUUACUUGCAUAGCUACUCAACUACCAUUUUUAUCACACUCAGGUUCGGUUCGUUCCUUAGUAAUAAACUAAAUGUUAUCUAACAUUAGUAAAAGUUACUGCCAUCUUGAUUUAAAACUCUAACUCCGUCUUAUUCCUCUUUACUCCAUAAUCGGCUACAAAGAUUUAUUCAAACACUGGAAUUCCUCCCAACUCCCUGAAAACUGCCGUUGGGCGUGGCCAGACUGACGUCAGAGGGCGUUUCGUGGCCGACGUCGUAGCGGGCGCCAAUAAACGAAAAAACAAAAGAAGAAUUCAGGCUGAAGUGUCGUGUCGGACGGUUGGCGUGGUCACUCAUCGGGUUGUUCGAGUGCAGUUUGUGUACAGACGCCGGAGAAACAAAUCCCCGUAAGGAUAAGAGAGAAAGAAAAAGCUGCCAUUUUACUGUACUGUCCAGAUGGAUGUGAAAGAGGAGAUGCAUGAGGCUGAUAUCCUAGAAGUAAGGAUCAUGAAUGUUAAGGAGGAGGACUGUGAGUGGGAGUCUCUCCCCCCAAAAUGGGAAAGUCUGGCCAUUAUGGAAGAGGAUUGUGAGCUGCAGUCCAUGGGAAUUAAAGAAGAGGCUGAAGAAAGGUUUGUCAGCAUUGAGACACACAGUAAUCAAAGUGUUGAGGAAGAAGCUCAUAAUGAAUGUCCAGAUGAACCGAUGACUCUGCUAGUCUCUUCACAAAGCAGACUGUGUUCAUCUGUCAAUGUGACGACUGAGUUCCCACAGUUUGACACAGAAGGAAUUAAGAAAAAUACAUCCAUUAGAACUCCAGAAGGUCAGGAGCUACCUACAGAUCAGUCUGGCCCAGGAAGCACACCUUGCUUCUUUUUUGGAUAUGGCAAACCGUUUUCGCAAAGAAGCAAUCUACAGAGCCACAAAAGCUUUCACGCUGGAGAGAAGAAAUAUUGUUGUUUGGAGUGUGGCAAACGAUUCUUGAGUGUUCGCGACCUUACGGCUCACGCUAGAAUUCACACUGGAGACAAACCAUAUUGCUGUUCAGAAUGUGGUAAAGAAUUCACACAGAUGCAGCAUCUUCAAAGACACUCUAGAAUUCACACUGGAGAGAUGCCAUUUAGCUGUCUGGAAUGUGGCCGGCAAUUCAAAGAUAAGAGAACUGCUCAGAGUCACAAAAGAAUUCACACUGGAGUGAAACCAUUCUACUGUUUAGAAUGUGGCAAAGAAUUCUGCAGCAAGGAAGGUUUUCAGGGCCACAGCAGAGUUCACACGGGCGAGAAUUUGAAGAGUAAGAGGCAAUAUUGCUGUUCAGAAUGUGGCAAACAAUUCUCUCUCAUGAGUGAUCUUCAGAGGCACAGUAAGAUUCACACGGGAGAAAAGCCAUUUUGCUGUUCAGAAUGUGGCAAACACUUCCUUCUCAGGAGUGAUCUUCUGAGCCACAGUAAAAUUCACACAGGAGAAAAGCCAUUUUGCUGUUCAGAAUGUGGCAAACAAUUCCUUCGCAGGAAUGAUCUUCAGAGCCACAGUAAAAUUCACACUGGAGAAGGGCCAUUUUGCUGUUCAGAAUGUGGCAAACUAUUCCCUUACAGGAGCGGUCUUCAGAGACACAUUAUAAUUCACACGGGAGAAAGGCCAUUCAAAUGUUUAGAAUGUGGCAGGCAAUUCAAAGAUAAGAGGAGUCUUCAGUGUCACGAGAGAAUUCACACUGGCCAGAAAUUAAUCCUUAGAGAGAAGCUGCAUUGACAAAAAUGACUGAACGCA